GGCAGGUAUUGCGAUCUCUGAAUGACAGGGCUUUCUAUCAAAGGCGAGCUGAUCCCCAGUCGUUUUUCUCGGGGUGCAAAAAUGUUCUUGCGGAAAGAGCUGUCUGCACUGAGGCUGUCGUAAGGAUACGGUAGAAUUCCAAAGCAGGGAAUUUGGGGCUUUCUCCAGAAUAAUAAUAUUUAAAAAACAGACGGUGUAAGAGAUAAUUAAAACACAGCAAUAAAGACAACUGUCACGAACUGCCGAUGUUCGUGGACGCGCGUACGCCACGAGCAAAACUGUAAAGUUUUAGGGCAUCUACAGCAUUCUUCCCUUUCGACGAAGUAACAUCUUAGACGGAACUUCUACUGCUGCCGACUUUAAAGCCUACAGGAAGUAGAAAGUAUGGAUUGCUCAGUGGAUUAAUACCUGGUGUGGAUUUUACGGAUUUCUCCUAUUUUUUUCUUUUUUUCUUUCCUUCUUUCAUUUUUAUUGCUACAAGUUCACCCAGCCUUUUCUUGGAUUACCAAGAACUCUUUUGCCAUUUCAUUGUCAUUGCUGGGAAAGACCAUGUACCAAUCGAGUAGUAAGAAAUGUUUCACUAUUGAGUCCCUGGUUGGUAAAGAAAGUAACUCUCCGGCUGGGGACGAACCUGUGAGACCUACGGCUUUAAGGUUCACCGAAUCCGUCCACCCGCCUCCCUUUGGGAGUUGCUUUCAAAGUACCGACAGGACCUUAUUCAACAGCCAGGAUCUGAUGUUCCCGGAGCCGGGAGCUCACGCUGGCAACCCAGGACUCUCCCUUCAUCCUCUGCAGCUACCCGGGCAGCCUUAUUUUAACCCGCACCAAAGAGAGACUUUGAAUUUCUAUCCAUGGGUCCUUCGAAACAGAUACUUGGGACACAGGUUUCAAGGUGAAGAUAGUAGUCCAGAAAGCCUCCUCCUGCAUGGUCCAUUUUCUCGCAAGCCAAAGCGAAUUCGCACUGCUUUCUCGCCUUCUCAACUUCUGAGGCUGGAGCGCGCCUUCGAGAAAAAUCACUAUGUAGUGGGAGCGGAGAGAAAACAGCUGGCCAACGGCUUGUGUCUCACAGAAACUCAGGUAAAGGUAUGGUUCCAGAAUAGACGGACAAAACACAAGAGGCAAAAGCUGGAAGAGGAAUCCCCUGAAUCCCAACAGAAAAGGAAAGGCAAUCAACAUGUGAAUCGUUGGAGGGUGGCCACUCGCCAGGGAAGCCCUGAAGAUAUUGAUAUCAUCUCGGAAGACUGAUUGGCCGAGAAGCAGAAAACACCAGGACAGCUCCAACUUGUACAAACCGUAAUCGCGUAGGAAAGAUGAUCUGCUUGUGACAAUUAUAAACUGUUGACACUGCAAUAGUGACAAAUUAGAGAACGCGUAAGAGAAAUCCAAUACAAAUGGAGAUGAGGAGGGGUGUUGGGGAGGGGUGGUUGGGGGGGGGGAUUAAAAAGUGCUACAGAAACAGAGUGGUGCCAUUCCCAAACAGUUUAAGGCAUGUUUGUUUUUUUUUUUUUUCCUAUUAUUUCUCGAGUAAAUUUAGGGAGCCAUCACACAAGUGGUGACAUAGGGUUAUCAGUCUGUUCAUGUUUGAAUUAAUUUCCCUUGCCAUUAAUUGGGAUGAUCUAUGAUACUGUUGUAUAGCUAACAAGCAGAACAGAUCAGGCCAUAACUUGUCGGGAGGCACAUUUAGUGCAUCAUCGGGUUCUUUAAGAAUAAUAAACUGUAAAAGCACCAGACUCAUGAUUUCCAUCAAAGACCACUGUAAAAAAUGAAGCAUUCAUUUCAAGAAGGAUUUGUAUCUUCUGGUAACGUGAACACACAUUGUGUUCCUAAUUUUGACAAAUGCAGCAGCAUUUGUGAAAUAAUCCAUAGAUUACAAACACAUUAAAUUAAUUAUCUGCUUUGUAGCCGCCAUGAAACACAUACCCAGGCUCCAUUCUACUCCACCAACUCCUGUAGAUUAUUAUUUUAAUUUGUUAUGUGACACUGUUAAAAAUAAAUAAAUAAUAAAUUCAGAACCUGUCUGUUUCAGCGUGUGGUUGCUGGGAGCUAAAGCCAACCCCGACACCACCCGGCAAAAGACAGAAACCAACUCUGGGUGGAGCACCCUUGUAAAAAUACGAAACAUGAAAAUCAAUUCAAAUUGUCCUGUCUUAUAUAGCUUUUUGUGGCAAAUGGCUAAAGGAAAAAAUUAUGUAAAAUAACACAUAGGGAAAACAAUUAGGCCCGACGCUAUAUUUACGGCCUCGAUUAAUAACGCCUGGCAAAUGCAAACAGUAUGAAGCAAGUUGCUGCGUAUUCUCUAUCCCAGUUCUAAUACCAGGAUGGAAAGCUGUAAAAACGUCAAGGUUUUUUAAACUUUAUGUUAAUGUUGCUGUAAUAUCUUAAUCAUACACUUCUUUAAAGAUUUAUCACUUCAAUAUGUCUUCCUUAUUGGUAAACAAGUUUUAGUUGACCCCUUUGGUAAUUAACAGCAUCUGAUUUAUCGAGCAGCAGCAAAACAAGUGUAAUGAAUCAUGAUGUGAUCGCAUGGCAGCAAACACAUGAGGCCAACACCACGAAAGAGAAAGGGCAGCCUAGAGCAUGUAUUUGGAAAAAAAACAAAACUCGUGCGACCGAAGAACCCGUCUGUUAGCCCUACCCCACACCUCAUUCCGAAUCUGGAAUGCUGAUCUCAGUCAUGGGGAGCAGUCGCAAGGCUGGUUAAUUGUAGUGAAGGCAAAAGUGAACUUCUUGAAUUUUGUACAUUUUACCGCCAACACAUCACUGUCGUUUCAUGAUCAGGAGGCCAUAAUAUUUAAGUUUUCAUACGUUCUUUUAAUUCCUAUUAUUUUGAAUUUCUGGACCAGGAAUUUUAAUGAAAAUAAUUAAGUUUCACUGUUCAAAUCUAUAUUUAAUAUAUAAAGACGUAAUUUUAAUCCUGUCUAAUGACAUUCACACUCACUUUCACGUAAAUGUGAAUACACUCUUAAAAAUAAUAGUUCUGUAGUGGCACCUUGCUGGUUUGUGUGGUUCCUUGGAGAACAUUAGUUCGACAAAGAACCGUUUCAUUCAGAAAGGGGGCUCUUUGGGCUUUAAAACGGUUUAAAGCCAAACACUUUAUAGGCAGCCUAGCAGAGGCUAUUCUAACAGAACAAGAAAGGCCAAACUUAGCAGGCAUUAUUGAGUACAGCGAGAGACCUUUCAAAAAUCAGGAACCCACUGGCAUUUCACAAACCUGUUAUCAUCUAUCCACGCUUAUUUAUUGAGCCUGUUAUGGAUCUGAAUAAAUAAAACGUACUUCCCGCAACCUUCAUGUGGACGGUUCUUUAGGGAACCAAAAAUGGCUCUCCAGUGUCCAGGCACUGAAGAGCCACUGCGGCACCUUUCUUUUUAAGAGUGUAGUCUGUUUUGGUUUUUUUGAAUUGUGACAAUAUAUUAAAGGCCAUCUUGAGCAAAGCAAGCGGAGAAUUUGUCUGACUCUGUAAGUGGUUCACCUCUAAUAGCGUCUGAUCGCAGUAAGUGGUGAGCCAUUAAGCUGGUGCACUCUGUUCUGCAAAAGCCCCAUGGCUAGUCUGAAGCUCGCCGGCAAUGCAAUUACUUAACAGCGCAGGAAGAAUCGGCUGCCAGACAGCGACUGCAGACACUAAGGUCUCCCUCAAGUUUUUUUUUGGAAAAUAUUUUUCAAAUUGCACACUCUUUUAUCCAUUGUCAUAAUUAAACUAAGCACCAUAUGCCACCUAAUGCUUUACAUAAAAAACUGCAAGAUGUUUCCAGUUCCUGUGUCACGCAUAGUCCCCAGAAGCGUCCACCUACAGUAUUAUUUAAUUAAAUGGUAUCAGCAUUUGCAACAUCUUUCAAGAGGAAAGACAGAACUGUAAUUUUUAAUAUUUUUAAUUUAAUCAAUAAUUAAAAAAGAGUUAACAUCUUCUAUGAACCGUUUCACUGAAUGUGAAGUUUGGAAUUCUGUUUGGUUUAUGCAUUCGUCUGUAUCUGCUGAUUAUUUCAUCCAUGGAUAUAUAAUGCACACAAACUUAAAAGAAGCCGUUAGAGGAAUGAACGCCGAAGCCGGCCGGUA
Molecule: messenger RNA, 4051 nt
Organism: Erpetoichthys calabaricus (reedfish)
Lineage: Eukaryota; Metazoa; Chordata; Cladistia; Polypteriformes; Polypteridae
Gene: emx3
Product: empty spiracles homeobox 3
Exons: 3
Coding region: 550-1245 (231 amino acids)
Biological process (GO): neuron differentiation; brain development; regulation of DNA-templated transcription
Molecular function (GO): DNA binding; DNA-binding transcription factor activity, RNA polymerase II-specific
Source: RefSeq, a predicted model, not a curated record